AUGGCUAAACCAAGAUCAGGAGUGCCAGCUAAAAUAAGAAAAAGUACAAGAUUUUAUCCUUAUUUCAAGGAUUGCAUUGGAGCUAUUGAUGGCACACAUAUUCCAGCAAUAGUGAGGGGACACGAUGUCAGCAACUAUCGUAAUCGACGUGGAAAUAUAUCCAAAAAUGGUUCAUUAGCGGCUUGCAAUUUUGAUUUGGAAUUCAUGUAUGUCCUCAGCGGAUGGGAGGGUUUGGCUCAUGAUUCAAAAGUGUUAAGUGAUGCUCUAUCAAGGAGGAAUGGUCUUAAAGUUCCUCAAGCAUUACGUAACUUUCUUCAUAAGGAGUGUUGUUCCAAUGAAUUUCCUAUUGAGCCAACUGAUGAAUCUUCAUCAUCUUCAUCCUCAUCAAUACCGGUUGAUGAAGAGGACAAUUUUGAGCUAGCAUAG
Molecule: messenger RNA, 426 nt
Organism: Prunus mume (Japanese apricot)
Lineage: Eukaryota; Viridiplantae; Streptophyta; Magnoliopsida; Rosales; Rosaceae
Source: RefSeq, a predicted model, not a curated record